Molecule: messenger RNA, 2346 nt
Organism: Erinaceus europaeus (western European hedgehog)
Lineage: Eukaryota; Metazoa; Chordata; Mammalia; Eulipotyphla; Erinaceidae
Gene: EDIL3
Product: EGF like repeats and discoidin domains 3
Exons: 11
Coding region: 322-1764 (480 amino acids)
Molecular function (GO): calcium ion binding
Source: RefSeq, a predicted model, not a curated record
CCUACAGCUCGCCCAUCUCCUCGCGUCCCGGGCGCAGGCACACAUCCAAAGGGGGACGGAGGGUUAGGGUGCGAAAGAGAGCUUCCUCUCCUCGGUCGUCACUCUUUGCCGUCCUCUCCAACAAUUUGUUUGAAGGGAGCGCUGCGGGGAAGAAGACAUUUUUAUUUUUAUUUUUAUUUUUUUUCCUGGAGAUUUUGCUUCGUCUGGGGCGGGGUCUGCUGCAAACCCCCCUCCCCGCCAUCCCCUUGCAGGGCCUCCUCCGCGACUCUUCUCUCCACUGCGAACCUCCGCUAACCCGGGUCAAGGCGAAGAGACGCGAUCAUGAAGCGCUUGGUGACCGUUUGGCUCCUGCUCGGGUUCAGCCUCGGCAUCCUCCAGUUCUGCAAAGGUGAUAUUUGUGAUCCCAAUCCAUGUGAAAAUGGAGGCAUGUGUUUGUCACAACUGGGUGGGGAUACAUUUUCCUGCGAGUGUCCAGAUGGCUUCACAGAUCCCAACUGCUCUAGUAUUGUGGAGGUUGCAUCCCAUGAGGAAGAGCCGACAUCAGCAGGCCCCUGCAUCCCUAAUCCAUGCCACAAUGGAGGAACCUGUGAAAUCAGUGAAGCAUACCGAGGGGACACAUUCAUAGGCUAUGUUUGCAAAUGUCCCCGUGGAUUUAAUGGGAUUCACUGUCAGCACAACAUAAAUGAAUGUGAAGCUGAGCCUUGCAAAAAUGGCGGGAUAUGCACAGACCUUGUUGCUAACUAUUCCUGUGAGUGUCCAGGUGAAUUCAUGGGAAGAAAUUGUCAAUACAAAUGCUCAGGCCCAUUGGGUAUUGAAGGUGGAAUUAUAUCAAACCAGCAAAUCACAGCUUCCUCUACACACCGAGCUCUUUUUGGACUCCAGAAAUGGUAUCCCUACUAUGCACGGCUUAAUAAGAAGGGACUUAUAAAUGCCUGGACAGCUGCAGAAAAUGACAGAUGGCCAUGGAUUCAGAUAAAUUUACAAAGAAAAAUGAGAGUUACCGGAGUGAUCACCCAAGGAGCCAAACGAAUUGGAAGUCCUGAGUAUAUAAAAUCUUACAAAAUUGCAUACAGCAAUGAUGGGAAGACUUGGACAUUGUAUAAGGUGAAAGGAACCAAUGAAGAUAUGGUAUUCCGUGGAAAUGUUGAUAACAACACACCCUAUGCUAACUCUUUCACACCCCCCAUGAAAGCUCAGUAUGUUCGACUUUAUCCUCAAGUUUGUCGAAGGCACUGCACUUUGAGAAUGGAACUUCUUGGGUGUGAACUAUCAGGCUGUUCAGAGCCUCUGGGGAUGAAAUCAGGACAUAUACAAGACUAUCAGAUCACUGCCUCUAGCAUCUUCAGAACUCUCAACAUGGACAUGUUCACUUGGGAACCAAGGAAAGCUCGACUGGACAAACAGGGCAAAGUGAAUGCCUGGACCUCGGGCCACAAUGACCAGUCACAGUGGUUACAGGUGGAUCUUUUGGUCCCUACCAAAGUGACUGGCAUCAUUACACAAGGAGCUAAAGAUUUUGGUCAUGUUCAAUUUGUAGGCUCUUACAAACUAGCCUACAGCAAUGACGGAGAACACUGGACUAUAUACCAGGAUGAGAAGCAAAGAAAGGAUAAGGUUUUCCAGGGCAAUUUUGACAAUGAUACUCAUAGAAAAAACGUCAUUGACCCUCCCAUCUAUGCUCGGCACAUCCGAAUCCUCCCUUGGUCUUGGUAUGGGAGGAUCACCCUGAGGUCAGAGCUUCUGGGAUGCACAGAGGAGGAGUGAGAAGACCCAUACAAAGUGCAGCCUUCCUCUCUAUUUCCCUAAAAAGCAUUUCCAUGGAAUGAACUGUACAAUAAUCUGUAGGAAACUGAAUGGGGGUUUUCAUGAAAAAGUGCUUAAAUUAUGGUAGGCCACUGUCUUUUGAAGAAGGUCUAUACCUGCCUCUUCAAUGUUGUUUUGCUUCUUUUUUGUUUUUCCCUACUAUUUAGAUGUAUAAGGCAACAUCACAUUCAUAUUUGAAUUACUCUUCCCUGAUUAUUCUCUGUGUCAUUUACAUGGAUUGGAAGUAGAGAAAUAAAGUAGAUUAUUAUUUUUUUUUUGAUAGCAAGUGUUAAAAAAAAAUCACAGUACCAAGCAAAGGAAAGAGUUGAUAGAGCUUUAAUAAUCAAUUUGCAGCUAAUAAUUAUAAAUGGGAUACUGCAAUGCUAGCAAUAAGGAUUUUCUUUUUCAUUCUGUGUUGAAUUUGCAUUAUCCUAAAGAGUUCCCUGUGCCUACCAAACACUCUGAAGUGUCUAUAACAGAAUUUUGAAGAAUCUGUUACAUGUAGUAUUGAUAUUAUAAUUUUCAUUUUAUGUUCACUAUUUU